AUGGAUUCCAAUAGACUGUGCAGAUACACCUUGCAGUUCUGCCUGAGUAUACAGAUUGUUCUGGGUCUAGAUAAGGUGACACUCCUGAAUCCUCCAGAGGAGCCUACAUCAGGCCAUCCUUUGAAAGUACUUUACUCUUGUGAUAAGACUGCUACUGUGUGGCUGGAGUGUAUUGUAUCUUUCGACACGGGUGCAAUGUCCACACUUACCCUAGGACACUGGACCUGUGUUCCCGGUAAGGCGAAAAUAAAGGUAGUGAGGUUGGGCUUCCCAGAUUGGUUGGUAUACCGAGCGGAUGGGAUAGUUCCUGACGUUCAGUGGGUGCUGAGCGCUGUCCUUCGAGUUUCAGUCGGGUACAGUGGACUGGAUGAUAGACACAGGUCUGUCCUGGUUCAGGAUGUGGCGACUCUGCAGCCUGUACCUUCUCUGAGCCGUCCUCGGAAGCAGCAUCCACUCUGCCCUGCCUGGAGUGCAGAGAUGCUCCUGCUAGCCCAUAAAACAUGGAAGAGUCAGUGCCCACUCGAGAAAGAGACAGUCCAUUUGCUUUCCUCGAUGUAUGCCUCAACCGGAGAGAACUUUGGCAUCACAAAGGUUUUGGGCGUCUACGGAGAUAAAGGCUUGGAGUACUUGCGUCUGAAAGCUGUCGCUUUUCCAUGGUGUAUGUUUUCCAUUUGGGUAUUUGUGAUCAGGCACUGUCAGCAAAGUAUGUGUGGGGUGUUUCACCACAUAGACUCCCACGAAAACUAUUUCACACCAGCGCUCUUCCUCACAAGUUCAGGCAAGCUACACGUGCAGAUGAACGGAGAGUCCGGGGACUCUUCCGCGUUUCUGUGCCCGUUCCAGGUGCCUCUGAAUCAGUGGUGUAACUUCAAUGUGGCGCUGCGUGGAAGAGCGGUGACUGUCUCCAUGAAGUGCACGGACGAUAAGAAGCGCCAUAUAGUUCAUUCUUCAGACCAUACAUUUAGACAUCCUGUAACUUUAGAUGACACGGAUGGUUAUUUUGUGAUUGGAGGAGGGAAAUACGUGAGAGGACUGGAAGGUUUUUACGGGCCCUUGGUUUACUACCGCAACAGAAUACCUCAGUACAGCACGUCUGACGUUGCUGUUCCAGAGAUUAUUGAGAAUGUGAACCUUAUGGGAUGGCUACAAGCAUGUCAAGAGUUCCGUCUUGAUCUGAAUGUAAAAAUCACUGGAUAUUCACUAAAGGCCAGGAAGGAGGCCGAGUCUGAGCGCUGUGUUGAUGCUUAUUACAAUUGGAUGGUGAAGGAUACACGCCCAUUAAAUUUGAGUUGUGAACCCUGGGAAGAGACUUUCCCGCGUAAACAAAAGGCUGCAAAACUGGCCAAGUUCUUGGUUUUCAAACAUGGAGGAAGAGAGGUUACCCUUGCAUCAGUGGGCAAAGCCCUAUACGCCUCAUCCCUUCGUAAGCUGAGUAAAGCAAGUCGUUUUGGAGAGCUGAAAAAAAUAUUGCCGCUACUGCUCCAAGCUGACUGCUUAGGAAAUAAUGAAGCUCUGCACUUGUCUGCUUCCCUCUACAACACCGGCCUGGGAGUGAAGAGGCAGCCCAUUAAGGCAUGGCUGCUGACCUUGCUGGCCGCCCAGAAGGACUCCAGACUGGCACUCCUUCGUCUUGGCUACCUGCACCAACAGGGUGACCUUGACUUUCCACCAGAUACAGACCUGGCCUAUGCAUAUUACGCCAAUAUAGCUAAGCAGACAACUGUAGACCGUCAGAAACAAUCAGCACAGCAGACAUUUGUUGAGUCCAUUUACCUGAACAAUGAGGAGGUUUUGGAACUCCAAACCAACGAGAACCAUCACAUCUUCCAGUGGCUGAGUCUGCAGGCCCGCAACGGAGCAGCAGAGGCUGAGCAAGCUAUUGGCCGCAUGCUGUUCUGGGGUCAGCAGGGGGUGUCUCCUGACAUCCAGAAAGCUGUGAGACACUACGAGAGGGGUGCCACCAGACUCAGAGACCCUGUGGCAAUGUACGACUACGCCAUAGUCCUAAUGCAGGGACAUGGAGUUGAAAAGGAUAUCCCGAGAGCUGUUGCCUUCCUGAAGAAAGCAAUGGAACAGGGUUUUUCACCUGCAAUCAAUGCCCUUGGCUGGUACUAUGAGCAGUUUGAGAAGGACUAUGAGCGUGCAGUGCAGCUGUGGGAACAGGCUGAUCUCCAUGGGAGCCCUGAUGCUGCCAUGAAUCUUGGUGUCAUGUACUCCCAGGGCCUCUAUCCCGGAAAAGCUGCAGAUCAGUCCAUGGCCUAUAAGUACUAUCUGAAAUCUGCACAGAGAGGGCAUGUCAGUGGAGCUGUUCAUUUAGCUGAUCUGUGGACCACUGGGAUUCCUGGCCAUGUCGAGAGGCGUCCGUCAGACGCCGUAUUGUGGGCGAAGUGGGCAGCCGAACACAACGGAUACCUGGGCAAGGUCUUGCGGAGAGCCUUGGACUCCUACCUUGAAAGUGACAUGUUGAUGUCAUUCCUGUUUUAUGUGAUGGCUGCUGAAUCAGGGUUUGUGGCUGCCCAGUUCAAUGUGGCAUAUCUCUGUGAGCAAAAUCUAGGAGAUUUGCUGGACCCUGAUUUUGCAGUGCAUUGUAUGAAGAAAUAUUACAACCUUACAAUCCAGAGUCAAACUCCCGACACCUAUGCCCUGAUCAGAAUGGGUGAUCUGCUGUACGAGGUGCAGAAAGACCUGUUCUCUGCAGCACACAUGUACAAAAAGGCAGCGCUCGGGCACAAUGCACAGGGAUGGCACAACCUGGGGUUUCUUGUUGAAGAAGGAUAUAGGCUGCCGUUGUCAGUUUUAAUUGAACUGGGUCUGUCGGAGCUGUACCUGGCAGAUAGCAAUGUGCUUGUAACUACUUUGUACACCAGAUGCAGAGACUCAGAGGGAACAGAUUCCUACUUGCCUUGUGCCCUCUCGCUCUUCAGUGUUUACUGGCAGUCAUUCCAAAAGGACUACAUUCCUACUAUUAAGCUCUCCAGUACUCUUGCAGUGGUUGUUGCAGCUCCACCAGUAGUUAUAAUCGUUCUCAGUCUUCUCAGGGGGCGUGGCUUGUCUCCGCACUAGGAUGCAAGGAUCUUAUUGGAUUGAACGGCACAAAGAAAUGAACUGGUACUGUCACCUGAGUUCGCUGAGAAUAUAAUCUUGUUUAUCAUAACCAAAUGAACAUGGUAUCAGAUCCUGAGAACUUUACUUUAGCUUGAUAGCAAACUCUGGACCCUGUGGAGGUUCUUGGAUGUCUGAGCUCUAGGUCUACAAAGACUACAUGGUGUGAAGUCCCAAGGGUUUUCUGGUGAGAAUACUGCUUCUGCAGUCAGAAACUAGGAUUUUUAAACAGUGGAAACAUUCUCCCACUCCUCUAACUGAAACAGCAGGAUACACUGCCAGGUGAUGCUAUCAGAGGAGAAUAGCUGACUUAUGUUUAUGUCACAGAGUUGGCUGUUAUGGAGUAAACACCAAGGUGCAGACUUUUUAUUAUUUUUGUACUCAUUCAUCAUAAGAAUGAGAAGUUUGAUCUGUAAAUACUAAACAUGUAUAAAUCAUGUCAUCUUAACACUAUUUUUUUCUAUAUAAUUGGCCUGCAUUUUUGCUUUGAAAAGGAUUUAUGAUGAUAAUAAUGGUAAACAUUUUGCUGCCACACUAACCUCCAUUCCAGACUUCAUUGUUCAUCCAUCGUUGGUUAUUCUCUGCAUGUCCCGUUUUAUUUGAAAUUGCCACUUAGACCUUCCUCUGUAUGUAGCAUUUUCAGCACGAUGCUCCCUACAAAGUUUUUCCAACUUGUUAUAUAAAUUGUUUACUCAGACCUGUCGCCUUGCUACCAUAAUGCUUGUUUGUACCAUUAUAUCUGGACGACCUGGGUGAAUGUUCACCUGCUAUCAAUAAACUGAAAUAAAAUAACAAGUCAUAGACAC
Messenger RNA from Lampris incognitus (smalleye Pacific opah), 3908 nucleotides. RefSeq names its product protein sel-1 homolog 3. The transcript has 23 exons. Lineage: Eukaryota; Metazoa; Chordata; Actinopteri; Lampriformes; Lampridae. The record is from RefSeq and is a predicted model, not a curated record. Bases 1 to 3063 code for a protein of 1020 amino acids. Gene Ontology annotation, molecular function: protein binding.